AUGUUCCAGCAGGACAGUAAUGAUGAUGCUGAAGAUGUUUCACUGUUUGAUGCAGAAGAGACAGCGAAUAGACCUAAAAGAUCCAACAUUAAACAUCCAGUGGCAUCAUUUUUCCAUUUGUUCUUUCGAGUCAGUGCGAUGAUAGUCUAUCUUCUAUGUGAAUUGUUCAGCAGCACCUUUACUGCCUGUAUGGUCACCAUUAUCUUGUUGUUAUCAUGUGCCUUUUGGGCAGUGAAGAAUGUCACAGGUAGACUAAUAUUUGGCCUGCGUUGGUGGACUCAUCUUGAUGAGGAUGGAAAGAGCCACUGCAUAUUUGAGUGCAGGAAGUGGCUGGCGGUGGUUAUCAUGGGUAUGGUGCUGCGAGGUGCCAACCUGUGUGGUUACAUCAGGCGUAAGGUGGGCAGCAGGAAGAAUCUAACCAGCAUGGCUACCUGGUAUCUCAGAGAGCAGUUUUUAAGACAAAACACUGGAGAUGACCAGACUUCCUGA
This is a messenger RNA of Octodon degus (degu), 489 nucleotides long. RefSeq names its product Golgi apparatus membrane protein TVP23 homolog B-like. The record is from RefSeq and is a predicted model, not a curated record. Gene Ontology annotation, biological process: protein secretion; vesicle-mediated transport. The coding region runs from base 1 to 489 and encodes 162 amino acids. The transcript has 2 exons. Gene Ontology annotation, cellular component: Golgi membrane. NCBI's taxonomy places the organism in Eukaryota, Metazoa, Chordata, Mammalia, Rodentia, Octodontidae.